Molecule: messenger RNA, 1971 nt
Organism: Lolium perenne
Lineage: Eukaryota; Viridiplantae; Streptophyta; Magnoliopsida; Poales; Poaceae
Product: receptor-like protein kinase FERONIA
Biological process (GO): protein phosphorylation
Molecular function (GO): transmembrane receptor protein tyrosine kinase activity
Source: RefSeq, a predicted model, not a curated record
ACCACCACUCUCUACACAAGUAGGCAGUCAUUCAAACUGAGGAGCGCGCGCAUCCACAAUCAGCUCCUCGGAACUCUACUCCCAUGGCCAACUCGACUCUGCUUCCAUGCCUCCUGCUGCUAGCAAUCGUGUCCCUUGCCCCCGCGGCCAGUGGCGUCGACGCAUCAACCGACCCACGGCCGAUCCGCCUCAACUGCGGCGCGUCAUCCGCCUCGGCCACCGACUCCGACGGCCGCUCAUGGGACGGUGACGCCGUCUCCAAGCUCUCACCACCGACGGGCGCCGGCGUCACCGCGUCGUACCAAGACCCCUCGCUGCCUUCCCCCGUCCCGUACAUGACGGCGCGCGUGUUCGCGUCGAGCCACACGUACACCUUCCUCGUCAGCCCCGGCCGCGUCUUCCUCCGCCUCUACUUCUACCCGUCCGGCUACGGCGGCCUCAGCGCCUCCGACGCGCUCUUCGGCGUCACCGCGGGCGGCGUCACGCUGCUGCGCGACUUCAACGCGUCCCAGACCGCGCUCGCGCUCAACGCCGCCUACCUCGUCCGCGAGUUCUCCCUCAACGUCACCUCACCCACCCUGGACCUCACCUUCGCGCCGUCCCCCGGCGCCCCCUCCCACUACGCGUUCGUGAACGGCAUCGAGAUCGUGCCCACCCCGGACAUGUUGACGGUGCCAGCGCCGUCCUUCGCCAACGGCGGGAGCCCGGACCCGAUGCCCAUCCGCGCCGACACGGCCUUCCAGACCAUGCACCGCCUCAACGUAGGCGGCGGGGCUGUCUCCCCGGCCGACGACUCCGGGCCCUUCUACCGCGCAUGGGACAGCGACUACCCCUACCUGCUCGGCGCCGCCGUCGGGGUCACCUACGGGAAGGAUAGCAACGUCACCGUCCGGUACCCGCCGUCCGUGCCGCCGUACGUCGCGCCGGAGGGCGUGUACGCGACGGCGCGGUCCAUGGGCCCGGACGCGGCGAUCAACCUCAACUACAACCUCACCUGGGUCCUGCCGGUGGACGCCGGGUUCUACUACCUCCUCAGGUUCCACUUCUGCGAGAUCCAGUACCCGAUCACCAAGGUCAACCAGCGCUCCUUCUUCAUCUACAUCAACAACCACACGGCGCAGGCGCAGAUGGACGUGAUCGUGUGGGGCCGCGGGAUCGGGGUUCCCGUGUACACCGAUUACCUCGUCGUCACCACGGGCUCCGGCCAGACGGACCUCUGGGUCGCGCUGCACCCGGACAUCAGCUCCAGGCCGGAGUACUACGACGCGAUACUCAACGGGAUCGAGGUGUUCAAGCUCCAGACGUACGGCGGCAACAGCCUCGCCGGGGACAACCCGCCGAUCCCAGAGAAGCAGCAGGUCGAGGAUAGAGGCAUAGGGGGAUCAAGGAGGAAGAGUGCCGUCUCUGUGGCCGUGGGUGGAGCGGCCGCCGGUGGCCUCCUUGUGGUGUUGAUCGGCUGCCUCUGCUCGUGCGCUGUUUGCAGGCGGGGCAACAAGACCGCGUCGGUUGUCGCGUGCGAGCCCGAGGCCGUUCUUCAGCAACCGGCUCAUGGCCUCAAACCUGGCCCAACGAAAAGCUCCGCGUUGUUUACGUCUGCCCAAGACAAGUAGGCUUAUUUGCUGGGCUCUUACCAUAACUUGACCUACCCAAAAAAGGGUUACUGACGGGCCCAAAUUCUAAAACAAUAAUGCUGGGUUUACGGACGAAUCGUUACGGGAAGAAUCUUACGGACAUGCGUGGGGCGCUGAUGUUUCUCCCCGGAUGAAUACUCGGACCCACCACGACUUCUCUGCCUAAUGGCCUGAUGCCACAUCUGCAUCCGUAAGCUGAUUCCGUAGAUCCCUUCCGUAGGUGUAGCAUUACUCAUUCUAAAAUCAGUUCCUUUAUUAUUUUUUCUCUUGAGUUUCAAAGGCAAGUGCCACCCAUAAGGCUGAUGUAAAUACAUGCUUGGCGUAACAUCUUUUAUGUGUA